ACGCUGCAUACAGCGACAUGGCGCUGCUCCGUUUGGUCGGCAUAGUGGUCUUCAUCCUGGCUCUCGGAGCCAAGGCACUGACCCCAUCACAUCACCUAACACCUACAGAUGUGGACAGACUUCAGGCUGCCCUGGACCAGCCUUUUAGGGACUUGAAGUCUGCAUAUUUUUCCAUCGUUGGCCUGAGCAAGCUGGGAGUGUCUGUGGCCGAUUCAAAUGAGGCCUGCAAAUUCAUCAAGUCCAAUCUGGACACCUCAAAUGUUGAAUCUCUCUUUUACGCUGCUGAGGCCAGUCAAGCAAUCUCAUCUUGCCAGAUUGCAGUUUCAAAUGAGACGCGCGAUUUGCUGCUUGCUGCUGUGAGUGAGGACUCCACCGUCUCUCAGAUCCACCAGGCUGUGAGUGCUCUUAGCUCCUUCGGACUGCCUCUGGCUUCACAGGAGGUGGUCAGUGCCCUUAAAGCUCGGAUUUCCAAGGAGGACAAUGUUCUGGCCAUCAUCCAAGCACUGCAGACGGCCUCCCGCCUUUCUCAGCAUGCUGAACUGGGAGAGAUCCUGGAGGAAAUUGAGGAUCUGGCUGCUCGACUGGAUGACCUGGGUGGCGUGUACCUGCAGUUUGAGGAAGGACUAGAGGCCACAGCACUGUUUGUGUCUGCAGCAUAUGCUCUGUCCGACCACGUGAACAUGGAGCCUCCAUUGAAAGAGGACCAAGUAAUCCAGCUGAUGAACUCCGUCUUCAGUAAGAAGUCAUGGGAAUCCCUGUCUGAAGCGUUUAGCGUAGCUAGUGCUGCUGCUGCUCUGUCCAACAACCGCUUUCACAAGCCCGUCGUCAUUACUGCUCUGGGCUCUGGAUCAAUCUCACAUGGUUAUCCUCUCCUGCAGCUCCAGGUGACUGAUGUUCUCUGUCAGCCUCUAAGCUCAGCCAAUGUGCUAUUAGAGACGGCCAACUCUGCAACCUCGAAAACCCCAAUACUCAGCCAGACUCCCUUCACCCUGAGCGAUGGUGUUUUCGAGCUGAACUUUAUGGCCAGCCAGCCUGCAAGCGGUUACUAUCAGUGCUCUGUGUCAGUUACUGGGGACAGUCGCUUUGUGGCCAACCACAUUGAUCUUAAGGUGAAAGUCUCCACCAAGGUAGCCAUCAACAACAUGGACCUGUCUGUGGUCGACAAGGACCAGAGCAUCGGUGCCAAGACCACCAGAGUGGAAUAUCCCAACAAGGCCAAGACCUCCUUCAUGGCUGACAGCCACCAGAACUUUGCUAUUACCUUUCAGUUGGUUGAUGAAGCCACCGGAGUAGAGCUUACUCCUCACCAGACCUUUGUAAGGCUUCAUAACCAGAAGACCGGUCAGGAAGUGGUGUUUGUGGCUGAGCCAGACAGCAAGAAGCUGUACAAGUUCGAGCUGGACACAGCUGAAAGAAAGGCCGAGUUUGAUUCAAUGUCUGGCACCUACGCGCUCCAUCUGAUGGUGGGAGAUGCCACACUGGAGAACCCGGUCUUAUGGAAUGUGGCUGACAUUGUUCUCAAGUUUAUUGAGGAAGAAGCUCCAUCGGCUGUUCAGUCCAAAAAUCUGUACGUUCCCAAACCAGUGAUCCAGCAUCUGUUCCGUGAGCCCGAGAAGAGACCUCCCACUGUCCUGUCCAACACAUUUACUGCACUUGUUCUCUCACCCCUUCUGCUACUGAUUAUUGUGUGGAUCAAGUUGGGUGCCAACAUUUCCAACUUCAGUCUGUCUCCCAGUUCUAUCCUCUUCCACCUCGGUCAUGCAGCCAUGCUGGGCCUGAUGUACGUGUACUGGACUCAACUGGACAUGUUCCAGACUCUGAAAUAUCUAGCCAUCCUUGGCAGCCUCACAUUCCUGGCUGGGAACCGCAUGCUGGCCCAGAAAGCAGUCAAAAGACAAGAGAGCAAAUGAUCAUGGAAAGCUGUCUUGAGAAGACUGGCGCUUCAUUUUUGUUCAUGUCUUUAUUUAAGUGAAGAAAUCCGGCAAGCAAAGCAAAGGUUGGUGGAAGUAAACUGGUGUGACUCUGACACUUGACAGUUCACCCCACUGUUCUAAUAAAGGACGACGUCUACAAAUCUGAAAACACGAAUGCAGUUUUACAAUUUCAUUAACUUUUUUUGUUGGAAAACUGAAUGCACUGUAAGAUUAAGCUGGUUCUGUUCAGGUGCUUUUCCCACUGAAAGCUGUCUGAUGUUUUGUCCCCGUCCUUUGUUUAAAAACUGGUGUUUUCUGAAGGUGAUGUGAUCAAUUACGUUUUUAUUUGAAUUCUAGUGACAAACAGCAUUUGUUCAACUUCACUCUAUUCCCAAAUUUUGAUACUUAUGUUGAUUACUGAUUAUUGAUUGUGCCAUUCGUCCAGCUUUUAACACCAUGAACACCCAGCAAUCAUUGGUUUUGUAAAGAAAAUAAAAAACAACACCACA
Trichomycterus rosablanca is the source of this 2422-nucleotide messenger RNA. RefSeq names its product ribophorin II (gene rpn2). The transcript has 17 exons. The coding region runs from base 18 to 1910 and encodes 630 amino acids. Gene Ontology annotation, biological process: protein N-linked glycosylation. The record is from RefSeq and is a predicted model, not a curated record. NCBI's taxonomy places the organism in Eukaryota, Metazoa, Chordata, Actinopteri, Siluriformes, Trichomycteridae. Gene Ontology annotation, cellular component: oligosaccharyltransferase complex; membrane.